Messenger RNA from Penicillium angulare, 1536 nucleotides. RefSeq lists its product as uncharacterized. The coding region runs from base 1 to 1536 and encodes 511 amino acids. The transcript is spliced from 4 exons. The record is from RefSeq and is a predicted model, not a curated record. Gene Ontology annotation, cellular component: cytoplasm; ubiquitin ligase complex. Lineage: Eukaryota; Fungi; Ascomycota; Eurotiomycetes; Eurotiales; Aspergillaceae. Gene Ontology annotation, molecular function: ubiquitin protein ligase activity; zinc ion binding; ubiquitin conjugating enzyme binding. Gene Ontology annotation, biological process: ubiquitin-dependent protein catabolic process; positive regulation of proteasomal ubiquitin-dependent protein catabolic process; protein polyubiquitination.
AUGGACUCGGAUGAUGAUUUCAUGAGCGAUAUGUCGAGUGAUGAUUUUCUUGGAACACAGGGAAGUGACGAUGAGAGUAUUGGAGAAGACUUUGGUGAUCUCGACACAGGAUUUUCAGAUGACAAGGAACUCAUUUCGCAUCAACGACAACCAUUCGAGGUCGAGUUCAAGGUUCUAGACCCCGCGGAGAUUGAACGUGAACAGCUCGGUCAGAUCAACAACGUCGCAGCUAUUCUAGGCUUACCGCCAGAGUCGGCAGCUAUCCUUUUACGCUUUCGAAGAUGGGUACAACAGGAGAAGUUGAUUGAGGAGUAUAUAUCUCGAGAGGAUGAGAUACUCGAGGAGGCUGGCCUGGGUACUAAAUGCCAGGGGACGGCGAAGACGGAGGUGGUGAGCGAUUUCAUGUGUGAGAUCUGUUGUGAAGAUGGGCCGGAUCUCGAGACGUAUGCUAUGCGCUGUGGACAUCGGUUCUGCGUGGACUGUUAUCGGCAUUACCUGGCUGGGAAAAUCAAGGAAGAGGGCGAGGCCGCUCGUAUCGAGUGUCCGGGCGAUAAUUGUCAUCGGAUUGUUGACUCCAGGUCGCUGGAUCUCCUCGUAACUGAUGAUCUUAAGGACAGGUACCGUGAACUCCUUACACGUACUUAUGUUGAUGACAAGGAAAACCUUCGCUGGUGCCCAGCCCCCGAAUGCCAGUAUGCGAUUGACUGCUCUGUCAAACAACGAGAUCUAUUCCGCAUCGUCCCCACAGUCGCCUGUGCAUGCAAACAUGACUUCUGCUUUGGAUGUGCUCUCAAGGACCACCAACCCACUCCAUGUGCCCUGGUAAAGAGAUGGCUGCAGAAGUGUGAAGAUGAUUCAGAAACGGCCAACUGGAUCUCUGCCAAUACGAAAGAAUGCCCACGAUGCCAAUCAACCAUCGAGAAGAAUGGUGGUUGCAAUCACAUGACAUGUCGGAAAUGCAAACACGAGUUCUGUUGGAUGUGCAUGGGCCUUUGGUCCGAGCACGGUACUGCUUGGUAUAACUGCAGUCGAUAUGAAGAGAAAUCAGGGUCAGACGCUCGGACCGCCCAACAAAAGUCACGCGCAUCAUUGGACCGAUACUUACAUUACUAUAACCGAUAUGCGAAUCACGAGCAAUCGGCUAAGCUGGAUAAGGACUUAUACCUGAAGACUGAAAAGAAGAUGACCAGUCUACAAUCACAAUCAGGUCUGUCCUGGAUCGAGGUGCAGUUCCUUGAUACUGCAUCGCAGGUAUUGCAGCAAUGUCGCCAGACUCUUAAGUGGACAUAUGCUUUCGCCUUCUACCUGGAGAGGAACAACCUUACCGAUAUUUUUGAAGAUAACCAAAAGGACCUCGAGAUGGCAGUUGAGAGUCUCAGUGAGAUGUUCGAGAAGCCCGUUCCGGAGCUAGCCGAGCUCAAAGUAGACAUCCUGGACAAGACCGCCUAUUGCAACAAGCGUCGGGUCAUCUUGCUAAGUGACACUGCUGAGAAUUUGAGUAAAAUCUACACCUUUCCUCCCGGUCAUGUUCCCUAA